Zychaea mexicana is the source of this 2172-nucleotide messenger RNA. RefSeq lists its product as uncharacterized. Gene Ontology annotation, cellular component: SCF ubiquitin ligase complex. Gene Ontology annotation, molecular function: protein binding. The coding region runs from base 1 to 2172 and encodes 723 amino acids. The transcript has 2 exons. The record is from RefSeq and is a predicted model, not a curated record. Gene Ontology annotation, biological process: SCF-dependent proteasomal ubiquitin-dependent protein catabolic process. Lineage: Eukaryota; Fungi; Mucoromycota; Mucoromycetes; Mucorales; Lichtheimiaceae.
AUGACAAAAAGAAGCACGCGCCAACAAACUCGCAAAGUCAAACGUCGUGCCAUUGCACAUGACAGCGACGACGACGGUGACAUUGGCAAUGACAAAACCAGCAAUCACAGUAACAAUAACGACAACAACCCCAGUAACGAUAACGAUUAUACCUGGCAAAAGUUACUUGACAGCACUGAGCUAGCUUUCUCGCAAGGGGACUAUUCUAACACGGUUCACAACGCAUCACUCGCCACCGACGAAUUGUUCAAGACAGUUCACACACAAGUUCUGGCCUUGCGCGCAGCAAGCUAUGGUAUGGUUGGCAAGUUUGACCUGGCUUUACAAGACGCUCUCAAGAUCAUUGACUAUGCGCCUACAUUGAGCAAAGGGUACCUCUGUGCAGGCGAGCUUUAUCGUAUGCAAGGAAAACCUUUACGUGCGGUCGAGAUCUACAAUAAAUGUCUUGAUAUCGUCGGAAAGCAAGACAAAGGAUACAGGGAGCUCUUGCAACACAGAGAAAUGGCCAAAGAGCAACAUAACCGACGUAUCGAUUUUGUCUCGUUACUACCAUUGGAAAUCAUUUCUGACGUGAUAACGCGGCUCUCUACCAACACGCGUAGCAUGUGUCUGUGCGUGUCCAAAGGAUGGCGUAGAAAAAUAACCAAAUGCCCAGACGUAUGGAGCGAAUUGGCUGUUCUUGAUUUUGAAAACUGGGUUGAGCCCUCUGCUGUUUAUACUAUGCUAGCUCUCACCAACAACCAUGUCAAAGAAUUAACAGUCGAAUGUCCGGACAAGGACCGUCUUUACAACACCAUAAUACGAGAAAUGUUAAAAGGAGGCUUUAAAAGGCUUCGUUCAUUCUCAUUGUCACCUUACUCGAGUCUGUCUAUGCACCCCGACAUUGAUACGAGUUUGAUCCCCAUGGCUUUGUGCCGACUCGACAACGCAUUGGUAGAUUUGUCGCUGGAUUUCAGUGAACAUUCCAAUCCACCGUCUCUUGCAGCACUUAUUCACGCAUGUCCACAACUCAUCCGCCUUAAAUACAGUAGUGAAUCGUGGCAACUGCUACGAAACAAGCAAGACCUGUUACCGGAAAACUGUAACCUGAUUGAGCUUGAUAUCAAUACUGGAUCUGAGUAUUUUGAUGCUAGCGAAGCAGAAAUUAUCUUGAAACGAUGCCCGAAACUACGAAGCUUGUAUUUGGACAGAUACCUGGAACAAGAGCUUAUUCCGAUUGUCAUGCAGCAUUGUUCAAAACUGGAAAGCUUUGUCUUUAACAAAUACGAUGGCUUUCAGGCACAGCUCGAUCGAUGGAAACUCGUCGAUGGAAGCAACAAGACAACUCCUGGAGUACUGUCCAGACUCCACCUCUGUAAUCCACAUUACUUCAUAUCUGCGGAGGACAUUGUUCGCGUUCUUCGCUGUGGCAACAACACUCUGAAGGAACUUUACUGCGCUUUCGAUUACACUGAUAGUAUGGUGAAUGACUUUAGCUACCCCAGACUUUCAUUACCGCGGCUUACAGUAUUCCACACGAGUGCCGGUGGAUCAAGGGCGCAAAACGUCAUUGCAUCGAUCAUACGGCAAUCGCCUGCAAUCGAAGAAUUUGAUCUGCACGUUUACAAUAAACAGAUCGAACCUGCUAUAUUCAUUGCGCUGGAAGGCUUACCAAGGCUACGAUUUUUGGAAAUCGGCGCCGAUGACGUUGACGACGAGAUGCAAGCAAUUGGGAUUACAGAGUUUUUCGGCCGACAAGCAACAUUAUCUAGCCGUAGAAACCGUCUAGAAGAGCUCCAUCUCCACAGAGUAUCCUUGACGAAUGCCCAUCUAACAGCACUGGCUAGCAUGAAGACCUUGCAAAAGAUUAGCUUGGAUGAGUGUAUACAGGCAGCAUCCGUCCAGGAAUUCAAUUCGUUUAUCGAGAGACUGGGUUUAUUACCAAGCUUACAGACUAUCAAGUUGGGUAAUAUCGAUUAUGUGACCGAUAUGACUCUCGAGAAGUUAGCUGGUAGCAAGUCGUUAAAGGAAUUGGAAUUAUGGGAUCUCGAGGAGAUAUCGGAACGAGGGAUUCGCGGUCUGAUAACAAAUGCUAAAUCACUGCAAAAUCUCUGGUUGAAACGGUGUACACCAAUAUCAGUUGCUUUACAGGCCUACGCAGAAGGAAAUUUAAAGCACUUUAAAAUUGAGUGA